This is a messenger RNA of Cannabis sativa, 1992 nucleotides long. RefSeq names its product nuclear transcription factor Y subunit A-3. The record is from RefSeq and is a predicted model, not a curated record. Gene Ontology annotation, cellular component: CCAAT-binding factor complex. Gene Ontology annotation, biological process: regulation of transcription by RNA polymerase II. Gene Ontology annotation, molecular function: RNA polymerase II cis-regulatory region sequence-specific DNA binding; DNA-binding transcription factor activity, RNA polymerase II-specific. The transcript has 7 exons. The coding region runs from base 478 to 1545 and encodes 355 amino acids. Lineage: Eukaryota; Viridiplantae; Streptophyta; Magnoliopsida; Rosales; Cannabaceae.
AAAACCAAAAAGCAAGACUGAUUUUUAUUGAUAAAAAUUUGAAGAAGAAGAAAAAGAAGAUGAAGAUGAAAUAAAUAAAUAAAUGAAAUGGAGAAGGUGGGAAGGUGGUGGAGCUGCCGGUGAAGACUGGUAUUGUUAGUUUCAGCUAAGUGAGUUUAUUGCAAAAUAUAUUAACUUUUAACGAGAUACAGCCUCAGACUUGAUACCAAAAGCCAAGUGAGCGAGAGAGAGAGAGAGAGAAAGAAGGGGUUCAAGAAAGAAGAAGAAGAAGAAGACAUGCACAAUCCCAUUUCCUGUUUCACUACACUUUAUUAAAUCAUUUUACUCAAAGGUUCCUCUUUUUCUACUUUUUAUGCCUUUUCUCAAACUGGGUUUUUUUUUGGGUGGGGGUGUCCUUCUGAAUGUGUUUUUUUUUACUUCUUCAUUUUAUAUCUGCAACUUUUUUUUGGGUAAAUCAUAUUAUGGCAGAGCCGUGAAAUGUUUAUAAGAUUGCAUGUGGAGCCUUUAGAUGUUUAUGCUGUGUUCGGUUCCUGGUUGCCAAUGAGUGUUCAUCCUAAAUAUAAGUCAGAAUCACAAGUAUUUGUUGGUUGUUCAUCGUGGGAGGACGGUUCAACUGAGUCACAUGCCCAACAGUCAUCUGUAUCCAAAAGUCUGAGCUUGAAUAUGGGAGUUUCAACACAACAAUUUAACAACACCAAGCAAUUGAUUUUCCAAUUUCAAGAUCAAGAUUCAUCUUCAACUCAAUCUACAGGUCAAUCUUACUCUGAAGGAGCUAGUAUGAAAGGGAACCUGUAUGGAAAUGACAUGAUUUCAACUUUAUCAGGGUAUAAUGAAAAUCAGGGGAAGACUAUGGGAAGCCAUAUUAAACAAGUCUCAUUAAUGGGAAAUCAAGACUUUGUCCUCCCUUCACAACUUGAGUAUAGUCAACCAAUUGCUCACAUUCCAUAUGGCUAUGCUGAGCCAUACUUCGGUGGCUUACUGGCUGCUGCAGCAUACGGGCCACAUGCUGUGGUUCACAAUUCCCAGGUUGUGGGGUUGGCUCCCGCCCGAGUGCCUUUGCCUCUUGAUCUUACAGAGGAUGAGCCGCCCAUUUAUGUCAAUGCAAAACAAUACCGUGCAAUUUUAAGGAGGAGAAAGUUUCGAGCCAAGCUUGAAGCUCAGAACAAAUUUCUCAAAGUUCGAAAGCCGUAUCUUCACGAAUCUAGGCACCUUCAUGCACUGAAGAGAGCUAGAGGAUCUGGCGGACGCUUUCUGAACUCAAAGGAUGUCCAAGAAUCAAAUCAUGCCACUACAGGACAUGAUCUUCAUUCUUCCAGCUCUGCUCGAAGUCAUAUGAAUAAAGAAAUGAUGGAAUCCGAAGCUCAACAACUGGAGAACUACAAAGAUGGUUCUUCUACCACCUCUUGCUCUGAAGUCACUAGUGCCUCUAACAGUGACGACAUCUUUCAGCAGCAGGAGUUUCGGUUCUCUGGCUACCCUAUGCAUGGUCACGAUGUUGAUUCACGCAGGGGUGUGAACCAACAUCACAACUCUACCUGUCGGUAAGAGAUCUUGCCUUCAACCGUUAACAUUAGCAAUCCGUGUUUGGUGUUCGAAUUGAAUACAGGUGCUGGUGUUCCAAUGGGAAGUCAUCCUUGGCUCGUUACAGUUUGCUUAAUUUAGCGUUUAUUUCCAUGUGAUCUUAGCUUGUUGAACUCGAAAGACAUUUUUUACGUUUCACUAAUGUAUCGCUUAAGACUUUCUAUGACUUGGCGAAACGUACUCGCUUUGUUUGUGAAAACUAUGGAUUAUGAUCACCAGGAAAAAGAACUGCUGUGUGAUAAAAAAUAAUGUUACUUGAUGUGUUUUGGGUUGAUUAUGAUCAUCCUUAAAAUAAUUUAUCAAUCUAGCUAAAUCUUUUUUAGAAAGGAAGAUAUACGGUCAUUAUUUACACCCACUGAGUUAUUUUUCUUGCUCAUAAUCAUUAUCAUUGAUUAAUUCAAAUGAUUCUCU